Messenger RNA from Aspergillus nidulans FGSC A4, 888 nucleotides. RefSeq lists its product as uncharacterized. The coding region runs from base 124 to 867 and encodes 247 amino acids. NCBI's taxonomy places the organism in Eukaryota, Fungi, Ascomycota, Eurotiomycetes, Eurotiales, Aspergillaceae. The record is from RefSeq and is a predicted model, not a curated record. The transcript is spliced from 4 exons. Gene Ontology annotation, molecular function: oxidoreductase activity, acting on CH-OH group of donors.
GGAGGUAAAGAUAAAUACCCCUCAUCUUGCAGCUACCCCUCCUCAAGUUUCAAGCCAACCAGUCACCCCAUUAUCAAUUCUUUUAUCACGUGCUACAGACCAUAUCAUACAACUACCAUUGUAAUGGCGCUCGAUGGCAAGGUUGCUCUCAUCACCGGGGGUGUCAAGAAUCUCGGUGCCCAAAUUGCGCGAGAGCUCGCUGCUUCCGGGGCUAACCUUGCGCUCCAUUAUCAUUCGUCCAGCAGCCAGUCAGAUGCCGCUAAGGUCGAAGCUGAGCUGCAGCAAUCUGUCAAGGUUGUGACCUACCAAGGUAACCUGACCUCCGCCGCGGCCGUCACCAAGCUGUUUGAGGACGUCAAUCGCGAUUUUGGCAAGAUUGAUAUUGUUGUGAACACUGUUGGCAAGGUCUUGAAGAAACCUAUCACUGAGAUCACGGAGGAGGAAUACGAUACGAUGUUUGCGAUCAACUCAAAGACCGCAUUCUUUGUCCUGAAGGAAGCCGCCAAGCACGUUUCCGACGAUGGGAAGAUAAUCACCAUUGUCACGGCUUUGCUGGGUGCAUUCACCGGAUACUAUACUUCAUAUGCUGGCAGUAAAGCGCCCGUCGAGCACUUUACUCGUGGCGUCUGCAAAGAACUCCAGUCCCGCCGUAUCAGCGUUAACAACAUCGCCCCUGGGCCGAUGGAUACCCCUUUCUUCUACCCCCAGGAAUCCCCCGAAGCCGUCGAAUUCCACAAGGCCAACGGAAUGGGCGGUCGUUUGACUCUGGUUCAGGACAUUGCGCCCAUUGUUCGGUUCCUCUGCACCGAGGGUACUUGGAUUACUGGUCAGACUAUCUUCGCAAAUGGCGGAUACACUACGAGAUAGAUGAUAGUUCAGUUGUCUCCU